Molecule: messenger RNA, 951 nt
Organism: Halichondria panicea
Lineage: Eukaryota; Metazoa; Porifera; Demospongiae; Suberitida; Halichondriidae
Product: very low-density lipoprotein receptor-like
Exons: 8
Coding region: 1-951 (316 amino acids)
Cellular component (GO): plasma membrane
Molecular function (GO): protein binding
Source: RefSeq, a predicted model, not a curated record
AUGGUUGAGAUGAACGAGACUAUCCUUCUGUGGCCACACUCCUCUCCUAUUGGACGGCUGGCUUUCAAUGUCGAUGAUGUAGUCAAUGUCACCAUUAUUGAUGAUGACGUCCCCUUAUUCUCAGUAUUACCAGGAGCUACUUCGGCAGCUGAGAGUGACACAACCAUUGUUAACACCAUACAGCUCGUGGAAGGAGUGUUGACGUACCCUAUAGCCAUCACAAUUCAAACAAACGUUACUGUCGUUUCUCCUGAAUCAUUAAACACAGAUCCCAUGUGUCUUCAAACUCGUGGAACAAUUCCUGAGAGUGUCUUCUGCCCUGGUGGCUCUAUCUAUUGCGAGAAUGGAGAGCCAGCCUCUGAAAGCUCUUGCCUGGCCAUUGAGCGUUACUGUGAUGGACAAGUGGACUGUUCCAAUGGGAGGGAUGAAUCUGCUGAAUUCUGUGGAAACUGUAGUCCUGGGACAUUCAUAUGUCCUGGAGAUCCUGAAUUCACUUGUGUAAGCAAUACUCUGGCGUGUGAUGGAAGGGUGGACUGUCCUAAUGGAGUAGAUGAGUCUCCCGAGGCAUGUGGUUGCCCUGUACAGACACAGUUACCGCUUUGCCGCUUCAAUAAUGGGAUCACACAGUGCAUGCUGGGUGUGUUCUUGUGUGAUGGGAUAGUAGACUGUGAUGAUGGGUUUGAUGAGAGUACAACCUUGUGUGGGUGUCCUCAAGGCACUGCCAACUGUGCUAACAGUACUCAGUGUGUGUCUUUUGAUUGGUUCUGUAAUGGAGCUCAAGACUGUGAAAAUGGUGGAGAUGAGAUACCGCAAUUGUGUGGAAAUUGCCCAACUGACGAGAUUCUAUGUCCAAACACUACCACAGUGUGUUUGAGUAACCUUCAACUGUGUGACGGUAUCGAGGACUGUCCUGGAGGCACUGAUGAGGCAUUUGAAUUCUGUGGUACAUAA